AUGAGGUCAUUUGUUAAAUCCUGGAUUCCUCAGUGCUUGCAGAUCCUCAGGUCGCCUUGCAGAUUAUUCCAUGGAUGUAACAGGCUUCUUACAUCUCAGAUUAUUUCAUACUAUGACUCUGUAAACCGGUGUGAAAAGGAACUGCCAGAAUAUUUCAACUUUGCAAGUGAUGUCUUGGAUAAGUGGUUGCAACUUGAAAAGGAUGGAAGACGACCAGCAAAUCCAGCUUUUUGGUGGGUAAAUGAGGAAGGAGAAGAGGUGAAGUGGAGCUUUGAAGAGUUGGGAUUCCUGUCCAGGAAAACAGCUAAUAUACUUUCUGAGACAUGUGGCUUGCAGAGAGGAGACAGAGUUAUAGCAGUUCUGCCUCGUGUUCCUGAAUGGUGGCUACUGAAUGUGGCCUGUAUGCGAACAGGAAUUGUCUUUAUUCCAGGAACAUCCCAAUUAACAGCCAAAGAUAUUUUAUACCGACUCCAGGCUUCAAAGGCCAAGUGCAUCGUUACCAAUGAUACACUGGCACCUGCAGUAGAAUCUGUCAUGUCUGAAUGCCAUUUUCUGAAAACCAAAUUAAUUGUAGCCAAAGGGAGCCGAGAUGGGUGGCUGAACCUCAAAGAACUCUUUGCGGUGACAUCUGCUGACCACAAAUGCGUCAAGACAAGAAGUCGAGACCCAAUGCUGAUCUAUUUUACUAGUGGAAGUACAGGUUCUCCAAAGAUGGUGGUACAGUCUCACGGCAGUUACGGCAUCGGAUUUGCAACCAGUGGCAGGUACUGGAUGAACUUGACUCCCUCAGAUAUAAUGUGGAAUACCUCUGAUACUGGCUGGGUAAAGGCAGCUUGGAGCAGUGUUUUCGCACCAUGGAUCAAUGGAUCAUGUGUUUUUGUACACAGUUUGCCAGAGUUUAAACCAGCAGUUAUUGCAGAGACUCUCUCAAGAUACCCCAUCACCACCUUUUGCACUGCCCCCACUGCCUACCGCAUGCUUGUCCAACACUGUCUGAGCAGCUACAAGUUCAUGAGUCUGAAACAUUGUUUGUCUGGAGGGGAAGCACUCAAUCCUGAAGUGAUGGAGCAGUGGAAAAUCCAAACAGGGCUGGAUAUCUAUGAAGGCUAUGGCCAGACUGAAACAGUAACAAUAUGUGCCAAUAUGAAAGGAAUGAAAAUUAAACCUGGCUCUUUGGGAAAAGCUGUUCCCCCUUACGAUGUGCAGAUCAUAGAUGACCAUGGAACUGUUGUGCCUGUAGGAAAAGAAGGCAACAUCGCUAUUCGAGUUCAACCUGAACGACCAUUCUGUAUGUUCUCUGAGUACAUGGAUAAUCCAGAGAAAACUGCUGCAUGCAUGUCUGGAAACUUUUAUGUCACUGGGGACAGAGGGAUUAUGGAUGAGGAAGGAUAUGUCUGGUUUGUUGGAAGAUCUGAUGAUAUAAUUAAUUCUUCUGGGUAUCGUAUUGGUCCCUUUGAAGUUGAAAGUGCCUUAAUACAGCACACUGCAGUCAUGGAGUCAGCUGUUGUUAGCAGUCCUGAUCCCAUUCGAGGGGAGGUAGUCAAAGCCUUCAUUGUUUUGGCUCCUGCUUUUGUAUCACAUGAUCCAGAAAAACUAACUCAAGAUCUUCAGCAACAUGUCAAAAAGGUGACUGCUCCUUACAAGUAUCCAAGAAAGGUGGAAUUUGUUCAGGCUCUGCCAAAGACAGCUACUGGGAAAAUCCAGAGAAAGGUUCUAAGGAACAAAGAGUGGGGAAAAGCAUAAGAUUAAUGGAAAUGGAGGAGGAGAGAAAAUUUCCAUCAUCCAUACCAGCCAUCGCAGUUAUUGGACUUGGCAUGUUGUCAUGACCCAGAGCACUAAGAGAAUGUAUGGAAGAACAAGCUACGGGGGGAGAAAAAGGAGGUAAC
Cygnus atratus (black swan) is the source of this 1886-nucleotide messenger RNA. Its product is annotated as acyl-coenzyme A synthetase ACSM4, mitochondrial-like. The transcript is spliced from 13 exons. The record is from RefSeq and is a predicted model, not a curated record. NCBI's taxonomy places the organism in Eukaryota, Metazoa, Chordata, Aves, Anseriformes, Anatidae. Gene Ontology annotation, biological process: fatty acid biosynthetic process; acyl-CoA metabolic process. Gene Ontology annotation, cellular component: mitochondrial matrix. Bases 1 to 1743 code for a protein of 580 amino acids. Gene Ontology annotation, molecular function: fatty-acyl-CoA synthase activity; fatty acid ligase activity.